Haplochromis burtoni (Burton's mouthbrooder) is the source of this 2404-nucleotide messenger RNA. RefSeq names its product zinc finger protein 567. Gene Ontology annotation, molecular function: DNA-binding transcription factor activity, RNA polymerase II-specific; RNA polymerase II transcription regulatory region sequence-specific DNA binding. Gene Ontology annotation, biological process: regulation of transcription by RNA polymerase II. Bases 767 to 2323 code for a protein of 518 amino acids. Lineage: Eukaryota; Metazoa; Chordata; Actinopteri; Cichliformes; Cichlidae. The transcript has 8 exons. The record is from RefSeq and is a predicted model, not a curated record.
GCGGCCGGCCUGGGUUUGAAUCCAUCCCGCGGCCCUUUGCCGCAUCUCGUCCCUCUGCUUUCCUGUCACUCUUCACUGUAGCCUUCAAAAUAAAGCCGCCCAAACAAAUAUUUAAAAACAACAAAGUCACAAAGCUAAAGCUAAACACACUGAAGAAAUGAUGACAUUCGGCCCUGGGUCUGUGCACCUGGAGGGGGGCACACUUCUUCCCAGAAUGAGUGUAAGUGUUGGGGGGGGGUCAGAUUUGUUGGGCUUUGUAUGAAUCAUCCUGCCACGCUGAACCAAAACUACACACAUUCAAAUCGUUUCCUGUUUCAAACAUCACUCUCACUGCCUGCCGACCACUGUAUCCAUGACAACAAACAUUCCCUAAUAUCAGAGACAACCCACGACUGUCUCGCUCUGACCUAAACGCCCCCCUCCCCCCCUCACUCCGGGCCGACACGGUGCCUCACGUCUGCAGUGAGAAGUGUUGUACCAGCUGGAGUGGUAGUAGUAUUGAGGUAUCUGUGGUCACACACACUGAACAUGUUGUUCUUCUCUGCUUAUCUCUACUUCCUGUUUAAGGUGACAAACACAGACUGGCAGCAGUUUCCGUGACUUGUGAGCACAUUACCUUAAAGGGCUCCUGCACACCUUCAGCCUGUGAAAGCACAAAACCGGGAUACAGUUCACGUCAUGUCACCUGUGCACAACACAUGCUUCAUACUGACAGCAGGGCCAAAGGACGGACCUCACACCGUGAUGUCAUGGUGAUGUCAUAGCGAUGUCGUGGGUGAAGCAGCGGUACCGUGACAUCAGCCCUGUGACCCUGCAGUUGGGGGGCGGAGCUGUGAGCUCCAGCCUGUACUGCGCUGAGGUGGAGGGCGUGGGGGCGGGGCUAGUGGAGUCCUUCCUGGUGGAGCUUUAUCGCUGUAAGCUCUGUCAGUUCACCUGUGGCAUCAAAGCCUCCAUUAACAGCCACCUGCUGCUCACGCACCGCCCCAACGCCUAUCUGGACGGGGCAGAGGCGGGGCUCCAGCAGGGAGCGUCACCCUAUCAGCUAAAGCAGAGUGACGAAGAUGAGGACUUCCUGCUCUACAACAUGCUGGACAACCUGAGCCCGGCUACCUGUGACAUCAGCAGUGAGGGCGGGCUGCAGGUGGCCCACACCUGUGAGGUCACCACACUCUUUGAGGAAGAGGAAGAGGAGCAGGAGGAGGACUCCUCCAUCUUCACUCUGAAGGGGGGCUCUUUAUCCUCUCUGGCCGACACCCCCGCCUCCCAAGAGGAGUUGGCGCAGUCCGCCCACCUGAUGACCCUUGGGCUGUGUCGGAUCUCUGCAGUCAGAGCUCCUCCUCUUCCUUCUUCCUCACCGUCCACACAGCUCACGAAACCACAUGACAGCAGUGCCAACAACAAAGCGAAGGCUCCGCCCCCCAGCCUGCUGUGUCUGCUCUGCCCAUUAAAACUGCCGUCGCGGCGGCUGCUUGAUGUCCAUGUCAGGUCACACCGUGCCAGCGGCGGUUUCGGCUGCGUGCGCUGCAACUGGAUGGCCGACAGUUGGGAGGAGGUGGAGCAUCACUGGAGGAGCCGCUGUAGCCAGAGGAGGAAAAGGAGGAGGGAGCGGGAAGAGAAGAAGAAGAAAACCGCGGUGGCGGUCUGUCACAGGAAGUUCGAAAACAGCACGCUGAGAAGCGCUCCUGAAAAACCACGGAAACACAAUGGAUGGAGGAGCCAGCUGAUUGGACGUGCAAAGCGUAAGGAGGCGGAGCUUCUUGACAGGCAGGCCAGCAGAGCUCGGGCCGCAUCACGGCCGGUCGCCAUGGAGACCACGAGGAAAACCACAAGGAGGACGAACGGAGACGGCGAGCAGCUGACAGCAGAGAGCGGGAAGCAGACGGGCUUCAGCUGCUCGCUGUGCCACAGCAGGAAGUUCUCCUCUAAACUGACUCUGAGGCGUCACCUGGGCGUUCAUGGGGGAGAGAAACCGUUCACCUGUCCUCACUGCUCCUACAGCAGCCGGCUGAAGGCCUCACUGCUGCAACACCUGAGGACUCACACAGGUGAGAAGCCGUACAGGUGUGCAGAGUGUCCGUAUGCGUCCAUCGAUCGCAGCUCUCUGCUCCGACACUACAGGACUCACAGCCAGGAGAAACCGUACAGGUGUCAGCACUGUGACUACAGCAGCAUCCAGAAGAAGAGUUUGGAUCUCCAUGCUCGCCGCCAUCACACUGGUGAGGCGUUCCCAUGUCAACAGUGCGACUACUCGAGCCCGGACCGCCAGCUGCUGCUGAGACAUGUCCGCAGACACCACGCCCCCUCCCAGCAAGCUGCGUUCUGAACAUGAGCUGGUGUGACGGGGCUCGGCACAAAGUUUUAUUUGUGGACUUUUUUAAUGAAAAUAAAAGCUUAGAAAAAAUAA